Branchiostoma floridae (Florida lancelet) is the source of this 2695-nucleotide messenger RNA. RefSeq names its product PCNA-interacting partner-like. Gene Ontology annotation, cellular component: chromatin. The record is from RefSeq and is a predicted model, not a curated record. NCBI's taxonomy places the organism in Eukaryota, Metazoa, Chordata, Leptocardii, Amphioxiformes, Branchiostomatidae. Gene Ontology annotation, biological process: negative regulation of double-strand break repair via homologous recombination. The transcript has 13 exons. The coding region runs from base 16 to 2148 and encodes 710 amino acids.
GAUUUGUACCCAAAUAUGGCAACACCCAAAUAUGGGAACGAGAUUACGAACGAGAUCACCGUCCCGGCACCUGAUUGGUCGGUAGGAAGCGCAGCACGAAAUUUAAACUUCGGUCAAAGUUCACCGCGGGAGCACUCUGCUGAGAGAAGAGGAUUCAUCAUUGGACACAUGGAGAACAUGACUGGGGGUGUUUUAUACCUGGAGAAUGCAGACACUGAGAACGGUAGUGUCUUCCUCAAUGCUGUUGUCAAGCAGCUUGUUGACAACAACACACACGAUGAGCAGCAGCUGUGUGUGAUAGGAAAUCCUGUGCACAGUGGGAACAUCUCCCUCAGCCAUCCUGUACUGUCCCUGACGGAUGUGUACCUGACGUGGUACAGGAGUCUGGGGCUCAGGAGGAACACACGGGAAACCAUUCUCACUCCUGAUGACCAGCUGGUAGCCCUGCAGCUGUGUAUGGCGGAACUCAACUCCCAGCAAAUUGGAGCAUUUGAAGUUCAGGCCAGUGAUGUCCUGGAGGCUGUCAAUCAUCUCAUUCAAGACAAGCUGGGUAACCUAGCAACAGCAGGAGGCCCCACCCACAGGGAUGACUACCACCUGAUCAGGGAAGCCUAUGACAAGUUUCUGGAUCACUGUAAUGUGUCUGACAUAGCAGAUGUGUUCCUACGAGUGCAGGAGAAGUUCCAGCUGGACCCAGAUACAGCACAACGGUGCAGAAGCAGCUCUAAAUACAUCCUGUUAGAGCUGCCACAAACUCAGCUGGAGACGGAGAUGCUGAAGCUACUCGUGGACAAGUCAGUCACUGUUGUCACCAUGGAGACGUCCCUCGACACAUCUUUCAGCCAAUCCGUGGAGCCAGCAGAUGUGAGAUUGACCAAUCAAGAGACAGAUCUCAAUGACCUUUUAGAGAGGGGCCACUCUCUAUCAACAACUGUGCUGUCAAGUUCCAGUGCAACUGAGAGUUACAUCAGGAAAGUGUUCCAGUCCUACCUGACUCUGCUGCUGAACUGUAGAGAUGAGAUAGCCCUGGCCAGAGCCAUCAACAUUCCUGACAGAGACCUGGACCACAGGGCCUUCACAGAACUGAAGAGGAUGGCAAGGAAGAAGAACAUGCCGAUGUGCCAGACUGCUGUGUCAUUUGUCAUGCAAAAGAGACUGGGAGGGAAAAGCUAUGCUCCAAGCCAGGACAACCCACUUCUCCAGCACAUUAAGGGCCUGAGUGAGUUUGUGACCUUACUACAAAAGAUGCAGACAAUUGUAGAGGAGUGCACAGAUUCAAGGUCUGCACUUGGAAGACUUCUGACUGUGCUUAAGAACGUCUUGAUGCGCUCCAAGGACCUGACCCUGAGGAAGUCGAGUGUGGAGGUUGUUGCCGUGACGAUGAUGGAGGAAGCUGGGAGACUGGCGGAUCACCUGUCUGACAGACGGACUGACACUGCCAGUCCAAAAAGGUCCCCAGGCAGCGGUGGCUCGGUGUAUGGGAGAGAUGUGAGCAGGUUCAUCCAGCUGUACCUGGACAGACAGGCCGGGCGGCCCAGUGUCGGCCAUGUUGUGGAGGUGCUGAGUGAUGUGUACACCAGCCAGAGCACCCCUGUCAGGAUCCCAUCUCUUGUCUCACAGUUCAGGUCUCCUGACACAGAGACAGAGAAAAGUAGAGAAGACACUCCUUUGCUUCAGAGAACUAUGCAGAGAAUGAAGGAACUGAACAAUAAGAAGCUAGCAGUGCCUAGGUACCAGUCGGACUGUACCUGGGCCAUGCCAGCUGUGUCAGUUAGUCCACUCAACAACAAGGAGGAGAUCCAUGUGGACUACUCACCUGUCAAUCAUGAUAUCAUCCAAGCUCAAGCUCCUCCCACCAACAUCCUGCAAGCAGAGGAUAAUCUGCAGUGUGACGAAGAAGAAAAGAAGAGGAAGAGAAAAGACCUCAUCAACAAGAUUCUAGAAUCAGCUGAUGACCAGGAAAAUGUCAACCUUGACAGAGAACCCUCAACCAAGAACUCCGGGAAGAGAAAACUGAAGGAUGGAGGAACUGCUUCUUCUCAGCCACCAAGCAAGAAGCCUAAGAAGCCUGCAGCUACAAAGUCCAAGAAGAAAGUGGCUCCCCUGCUCACUGGACAGAAAAAGCUGACAACGUUCUUCAGAAUGUAAUGUUUUCUUUAAUCUUAGCAUUCAACCAUGUCCAUUGAAUGUACUGCUCUUGUUGACAUGGAGGACUUCGAGCUUUUGAUGUUGAAAUAUUGAUAAUUUAACAUUCAAUGACCUUCUCUGGUUAUUAUACUUUUUAUUAGGUGUUGUUUUUAAACAAUACUUGGUGGUCUUUGAUUUUAAGUGUCAGUAGACGUUGCAGUUUUCUAUGUUUUUUAGCUUUGUAUAAAAUUGUAAAUAGUCAUCAAUGACAAUCUUAUUCAGGUGCAAUUAAUUGAUGUAAAACCACAGACUGGUCAAACCAUAAUUAUACACCAACUUGACUACCAGUAAAACACUUCAACGCCUGGCUUUGCCAUGUAUUUUCAUCUUGUAUGUAUUCAGUAAGGUAACAUCAUUGUAUCAUCUGAGAUACGUAAAUAUAACAGUUGUACAGUUAGCGAUUAUGUAUACAGAAGACAAGCUCAUGUUUCCCCACCAUGUGUACCUAACAUGCAAUUUUAAAAAUUUGUACAAAGGUUGAUAAUAAACAAUGUCGUCUUUUUGCCUA